Messenger RNA from Salvelinus fontinalis (brook trout), 6070 nucleotides. RefSeq names its product ECRG4 augurin precursor a (gene ecrg4a). Gene Ontology annotation, biological process: anaphase-promoting complex-dependent catabolic process; G1 to G0 transition; regulation of cell population proliferation. Bases 226 to 663 code for a protein of 145 amino acids. NCBI's taxonomy places the organism in Eukaryota, Metazoa, Chordata, Actinopteri, Salmoniformes, Salmonidae. The transcript has 4 exons. The record is from RefSeq and is a predicted model, not a curated record.
AAAAGAACCCCAGGCACACAUGAACAUUCCAUUAGAAGAAAAAACACUACUUCAGUCAGGCCUGUUUCUGUGGGUUGGAUUUUGGGAUAAACGACAUUAAGCCACUACGGGCCAGUUUCCGAUCCGAACGUUUGGCUCGCGGCCCCAACGGCGCCCCCUGUAUCUGUGUGUUUGUGGUGUGUGUUGCCAUUAGACGAGUCAGAACGCGAGAGCGAAGGGGACACCAUGGCUUCUCAACGGCUUUAUCUGAGGUUGGUAGGGCUCACCGCUCUGCUCACAUUGUUGGCCCUCGCAGAUGUUUCCAGUGAGAGCAGCCUUCACAAGAUCCUGAAGAAAAGAGAUGUGGUGGGUGACGGUAGCGCUUCCUCUAAGUACAGGGUGGCUGUUGCUCCCGCCAAGGCCAAAGAGUUCCUGGCCAAGCUACGGCGGCCCAAGAGGAACAUCUGGGACCGCAGCAGGCCAGAUGUGCAGCAGUGGAUCAUGCAGUUCAUGUACAUGGGCUUCGAUGAGACGAGACUGGAGACAGACCUGUCCUACUGGAUGGACCACGCGCGGUCCAACGAUCAGGGUCGCCAGCACCAUUAUGACGAGAACUCUCCCAUUGGACCCAGAGACAGAGGAGCACACCGUCACGGAGCCGACGUCAACUACGACUACUACUAACUCCACAUGCUGUCUCACUCUCUCUCUCAUAGCGUAGAUUAACCUCUCUCUUCCUUCACUACUUCUAACCCCAGCCCCCUCUCUAUUUCCCCCUCAUAUAGUGUGCAACUUCCUUUCUUUCUUUGUAUACAGUUUACUUUCCGUUAAUCAACACCUCGACAAACAUUUUUGGGUGUGCAUCAGCUCAUGCUUUUCACUCGUUUCUAACCCAUCCCUUAGGGCCAAGACAUCCUGUGGCGUGGCACAGGGUUGGAUAACGGGACCUUUGUUAUUCCUAAUCUUUAUCAAUGACCUUGCUGCUGUGUCUUCUACCGUACCUCCCAUUCUCUUUGCUGAGGAUACCAAUUAGAUUUUAUCACACAAUAAUUUUUAUUCACUAAUUAACGAAGCCAACUCAGGCAUGGACAGAUUUUCUGAAUGGUUCCAGAUAAACAAAUGAUCUUUAAAUGUAAAAAAAUCUAACUUUAUUUUGUUCACUAGUAAAAAUAAGAAAUAUGGUUAAAAAAAAGAGCCAGAAUCUCAAUUGGUGGGAAUGAAAUGGAAAAAGUCACAUCCACUAGAUCCUUGUAGUUUUAAUUGAUGAACAGUUGUCCUGGAAAGAUCAUAUUCAGUUGAUGAAAUCUGUUGGUAUCAUCAGAAAGAUUAGUGGUUUGGUUCAUCAGGCUUACUUCCUAACUCUAUACUGUAGCUUAAUUUACCAUAUCUCAUUUACUGUAAUAUUGUCUGGGCCAGCACAUAUGCCUCCUAUCCACACAAAUUACUCAUCAUACAAAAUACAUUUGCAAGACUAGCCUCCUCUAAUUACCUGGCUCCAUCUGCACCUUUGUUUAAGAAACUCAAGAACCUGUCUAUUUACAACAUUAACGUACGCAAAACAUGCACUUUCAUCUACAAAUUCUAAAUCAAAUUCAAUCAAAUGUAUUUAUAAAGCCCUUUUUAUAUCAGCCGAUGUCACAAAGUGCUAUACAGAAACUCAGCCUAAAACCCCAAAUAGCAAGCAAUUCAGAUGUAGAAGCACAGUGGCUAGGAAAAACUCCUUAGAAAGGCAGGAACCUAGGAAGAAACCUAGAGAGGAACCAGGCUCUGAGGGGUGGCCAGUCCUCUUCUAGCUGUGCCGGGUGGAGAUUAUAACAGAACAUGGUCAAGAUGUUCAAAUGUUCAUAGAUGACCAGCAGGGUCAAAUAAUAAUAAUAAUCACAGUGGUUGUAGAGGGUGCAACAGGUCAGCAUCUCAGGAGUAAAUGUCAGUUGGCUUUUCAUAGCCGAUCAUUCAGAGUAUUUCUACCGCACCUGCUGUCUCUAGAGAGUUUAAAACAGCAGGUCUGGGACAGGUAACACGUCCAGUGAACAGGUCAGGGUUCCAUAGCUGCAGGCAGAACAGUUGAAACUGGAGCAGCAGCACGACCAGGUGGACUGGGUCAGCAAGGAGUCAUCAGGCCAGGUAGUCCUGAGGCAUGGUCCUAGGGCUCAGGUCCUCCGGGACGGGAGGUAGAGGGAGAGAGAGAGAAUUAUGGGGAGCAUACUUAAAUUCACACAAGACACCGGAUAAGAAAUACUCCAGACAUAACAGACUGAUCCUAGCCCCCUGACACAAACUAUUGCACCAUAAAUACUGGAGGGUGGUUCAGGAGGGGUUGGGAAACACUGUGGCCCCGUCCGAUGAUACCCCCGGACAGGGCCAACCAGGCAGGAUAUAACCCCACCCACUUUGCCAAAGCACAGCCCCCACAACACUAGAGGGAUAUCUUCAAACCACCAACUCACUACCCUGAGACAAGGCUGAGUAUAGCCCACAAAGAUCUCUCCCACGGCACAAACCCAAGGAGGGCGCCAAACCCGGACAGGAAGAUCACGUCAGUGACUCAACCCACUCAAGAGACACACCCCUCCUAGGGACGGGAUGGAAGAGCACCAGUAAGCCAGGGACUUAACCCCCGUAAUAGGGUUAGAGGCAGAGAAUCCUGGUGGAGAUUAGGGCACCGGCCAGGCAGAGACAGCAAGGGCAGUUCGUUGCUCCAGUGCUUUCCGUUCACCUUCACACCCCUGUGCCAGACUACACUCAGGCUAGCACUGGAGUAAUAUGAUACCUUUUUUUGGUUCUAGUCAUGAUUCUAGCAGCCGUGUUUAGCACUAACUGAAGUUUAUUUUGUGCUUUAUCCGUGUAUCCAGAAAGUAGAGCAUUGCAGUAGUCUAAUCUAGAAGUGACAAAAGCAUGGAUGAACUUUCUGCAUCAUUUUUUGACAAAGUUUCUGAUUUUUGCAAUGUUACGAAGAUGGAAAAAAACUGUCCUUGAUAUAGUCUUGAUACGUUCGUCAAAAGAGAGAUCAGGGUCUAGAGUAACGCCGAGGUCCUUCACGGUUUUAUUUGAGACGACUUUACAACCAUCAAGAUUAAUUGUCAGAUCCAACCGUAAGAUCUCUUAGUUUCUUGGGACCUAGAACAAGCAUCUCUGUUUUGUCGCCAUCCACUUCCUUAUAUCUGAAACACUGGCUUCCAGGGAGGGCAAUUUUGGGGCUUCACCAUGUUUCAUCGAAAUGCACAGCUGUGUAUCGUCCGCAUAGCAGAAAAAGUUAACAUUAUGUUUCCGAAUGACAUCACCAAGAGGUAAAAUAUAAUGUGAAAAGAACAGUGGUCCUAAAUCGGAACCUUGAGGAACACCAGAACUUACAGUUGAUUUGUCAGAGGACAAACCAUCCACAGAGACAAACUGAUAUCUUUCCGACAGUUAAGAUCUAAACCAGGACAGAACUUGUCCAUGUAGAGCAAUUUGGGUUUCCAAUCUCUCCAAAAGAAUUUCAUGAUCGAUGGUGUCAAAAGUAGCACUAAGGUCUAGGAGCACGAGGACAGAUGUAGAGCCUUGGUCUGACGCCAUUAAAAGGUAAUUUAAAUUUAAUCAAAUCAAAUGUUAUGUGUCACAUACACAUGGUUAGCAGAUGUUAAUGCGAGUAGCGAAAUGCUUGUGCUUCUAGUUCUGACAAUGCAGUAAUAACCAACGAGUAAUCUAACCUAACAAUUCCACAACUACUACCGCACCUGCACCUUCACGAGUGUAGUCUCAGUGCAAUGAUGGGGUCUAAAACCAAACUGAAGCAUUUUGUAUACAUUGUACCUUCAGGAAGGCAGUGAGUUGCUGCGCAACAGCUUUUUCUAACAUUUUUGGAAGGAAUACCGCUCGGACAGUUUAUCUAAACCCUUCAAUGGAUUCUUCCAGGUUAAUUACUGAAAUCCAUCUAUAGUCAGGUCCAUAAGUAUUUGCAUCAUUUUGGCUGUGUACACCACCACAAUGGAUUUGAAAGGAAACAGUCAAUAUGUGCUUUAAGUGUAGACUUUCAUCUGUAAUUUAAGGGUUUUGUCAAAAUGAUUGUAUGAACUGUGUAGGAAUUACAUUUUUUUCAUACAUAGCCCCCAAUUUUAUGGGCUCAACAGUAAUUGAACAUAUUAACAUAAUCAUCAAAUAAAUUGUGAGUUUUAAUACUUGGUUCCAAAUCCUUUGCAGUCAAUGACUGCCUGAAGUCUGGAACCCACAGACAUCACCAGAUGCUGGGUUUCUUCCCUGGUGAUGCUCUGCCAGGCCUUUACUACAGCUGUCUUCACUUCCUGCUUGUUCUUGGGGCGUUUUGCCUUCAGCAAGUGAAAUGAAUGCUCAAUUGGAUCCAGGUCAGGUGAUUGACUUGCAGAACAUUCCACUUCUUUGCCUUAAAAAAGUAUUGGGUUGCUUUCGCAGUACGCUUCGGGUCAUUGUCCAUCUGGACUGUGAAGCACCGUCCAAUGAGUUUUGAAGCAUUUGGCUGAAUCUGAGCAGAUAAUAUAGCCCUUAACAAUUCAGAAUUCAUCCUGCUGCUUUUGUCAGCAGUCACAUCAUCAAUAAAUACAAGGGAACAAGUUCCAUUGGCAGCCAUACAUGCCAAUGCAAUAACACUACCUCCACCAUGCUUCACAGAUGAGGUGGUAUGCUUUGGAUCAUGAGCAGUUCCCUCCCUUCUCCACACUCUUCUCUUCCCAUCAUUCUGGUACAAGUUGAUCUUUGUCUCGUCUGUCCAUAGGAUGUUGUUCCAGAACUGUACAGGUGUUUUAGAUGUUUUUUGGCAAACUCUAAUCUGGUCUUGCUGUUUUUGAGGCUUACCAAUGGUUUACAUCUUGUGGGAAACUCUCUGUAUUUACUCUGGUGAAGUCUUCUCUUGAUUGUUGACUUUGACACAGAGACACCUACCUCCUGGAGGGUGUUCUUCAUCUGGUCAACUGUUGUGAAGGGGUUUUUCUUCACCAGGGAAAGAAUUCUUCUGUCAUCCACCACAGUUGUUUUCUGUGGUCUUCCGGGCCUUUUGGUGUUCUGGAGCUCACCAGUGUGUUCUUUCUGUUUCAGAAUGUACCAAAUAGUUGAUUCGGCCACACCUAAUGUUUUUGCUAUCUCUCUGUUGGGUUUGUUUUGAUUUUUCAGCCUAAUGAUGGCUUGUUUCACUGGCAGUGACAGCUCUUUGUACUUCAUAUCGAGGGUUAACAGCAACAGAUUCCAAAUGCACACCUGAAAUCAACUCCAGACCUUUUGUCUGCUUACCUGUAAAUUAACUAACGAGGGAAUAACACACACCCGGCCAUGGAACAGCUGAGCAGACAAUUGUCCAAUUACUUUUGGUCCCUUUAAAAGGGGGGCACAUAUGUGCAGUGCUGUAAUUCCUACACUGUUCACCCUCAAAUUAAAGCUGAAAGUCUGCACUUUCAGCUCAUAUUCAUUAUUUAAUUUCAACUCCAAUAUGUUUAUGGUAGACAGCUAAAAUAAUAACUUGGUCAAUGUCCAAAUAUUUAUGGACCUGACUGUAUAUAACACAAGAAACUGCGAUAACCUUUACCCCCUCCACUGCCCCACCUCACAUAGUCAAUUCUCUGUCAGAUACAGAGGUACCAUACUCUGAAACUUUUAUUUUUACAUUACCAUCUCUCAAUAACUUCAAGUGAAGACUGGGGGUCAGCCUGAUGAACCAAACUACACAGUAAUCUCCAUAUAGGCUAACUCACACAAAUUUAAACAACACACUUUUUUGUGUGUGAUUACUGCACAAAUCAUUUAUAAUUAGUAGGUUUUGUUUUAACCAUUUUUAUUUUUGUACUUAUGUAUUGUAAAACAAAAUGUGGGGGGUGUGGUUUUCAAAUAAACCCUUGGGCUUCCAACACCUGCACACCGUUUAUACUUUUUGUAUUGUUCUCUAUCACUUGUUUAUUUGGUUCAAAUAAAUUCAACUAAACUGUCUCCUCUCUCACACUUCUCCCCAGCCUAAUCUAAUGGCCCCCGGCUCCUGCUCCAGAUCUGGCUUUUCUCUUCCUAUCUCUUUACACCAGCUGUUGAGUUCUGUUUGUAUUGUUUGUUUGUCUAGGAUCUCUAGAGGAUCAGUAUAAAUAAAGACUGACUCAUU